Molecule: messenger RNA, 3201 nt
Organism: Symbiodinium sp. CCMP2592
Lineage: Eukaryota; Dinophyceae; Suessiales; Symbiodiniaceae
Source: the annotation of a GenBank genome assembly
AUGGAGGAGGAUAUGCCGAGGCUUCCUGAGGAGCCCGAGGACGCAGGAGGCGAAGAGGAGCGGAGGGAGGUCGAUUUCGAGGUAGAUCCGACCCAGGGCACGCAGGCCCUCGAGGAGACAGACAACAUGGACGUCUCCCUUGCCGAGCCCGGGGAGGAAGUAGAGGAUGCUGGACCUGCAGAGGACUUACAGCUUCCGGCGGAGUCGAUGGCUCAGCUGGAGAUGUACAAGGCCAUGAUGGAGCAGGAACUCUUCAGGCAGAACGGCUCAAAUUCGGACAACGAGGAUGAGUCGUACCAGCCGCAAGAGGAGGAUGAAGAUGAUGGCAUGGGCAUUCCCAGCUUCUUUCAUCGCCAGUUUCGAAGAUUCAAUCAGCAGCGGUUGAAGCAGGAGGGCUGGCGCCUCGUCUACGGACUCCUGAAUUUCUCUCCCGAGGAUCCGAUGAGUGCAGCCCACCUGAGUCGCAUCCAGGAGCUGAUGGUCAGAAGGCCUGAAGCGCUUCUCUACCUGGAUGGGCUCAAACGCACGGUGUUGCACUUGGCUCUUCUCCGCUGGCGAACGGAUCUGGUGAAGCUGCUUCUCUCAUAUGAGGAUGAUCCCAGAUUUGCAGAGCUCGCUUUGCGGCCCUACCAGGCUGGUGGUGACAAGGACAAGGAUCAGGUCCCUUGCCACCACUUGGCACUUUCCGGCAUCCAGCUGGAACAUGCCUCGGCCUCGUCCCUGCAAUGCCUGCAGCUUCUCCUGGAGCUUCCGCUCCCUCUCGUCCAGCAGGUGGACAACUCAGGGCGCAAUGCCUUACAUGUGGCUUGCUCCUUUGGCUCAGCCGAUGCUGUGCAGAUGCUGCUGGCGAAGGGGGCAGAAGCAGGUCUUCAAGAUGAUCACGGUCUGCUUCCCUUGCACUACGCCAUCGACUCUCGAAGUGUUCCCUGCGUUCAGGCCGUUCUGCAGGCCUCAGAUCAGUCGCUGUUCCCAAAUGAGCUGAACCCAUUCUACCGCUGUAUAGAGCGGCAAGCAUGGGAAGUUGCAUUGCUGCUGCAUAAGCGGAACUGGAACAUGGGCGAUGAGGCUGAGAUUGAUCGCAUCUUCUGCUUCGCCAAAGAACGCGGUCUCGACAAGGAGUGGGAGUUUGUCUGCGAGAAAGGUCUCGAGGGCGCCAGUGCUAUGGAGGAAGUCGUCUGGAACGCCGAGGUCUUCAAGGAGCCUGGCACCGUAUUGGUGACGCACCCGCUUUGCACCAACCAUCGGGCCAUUCCCAAGGAGGCAGAUGACCCCGAAGUGCGGCUGGCCUUAAUCAGUCGGAUUCCAGAGAAUCCGCACCGGCUGGAGGUGCUUUGUGGGCCGAACGGCGUUUUGCGGGCAGACCAAUUCAGGGACCUACGGUGGAUCCCAGAAGCUUCACAAGCAGCUCUGGUGGAUGUGCUGAGGGUGCACGAGUUCUGGUAUGUGAAGAAGCUCAUGGACAAGGUGGAGGAGGCGAAGGGCUACGACUCGCGCCACCUCCCUGUCGAUGCUGGCGACACGAAGGUUUCUGAGGAGUCCUGGUCGGCGGCGAGCCGAGCUGCCGGUGCUGUCUUAGAGGCUGUGGACCAGGUCUGCAACGAGACGGCUAGAAACGCCUUUUGCUGCGUCCGGCCGCCUGGGCAUCACCUUGGUCCCGCGGGUGCGGUUGACCAGCAGGAUCUCCUAGACGACCCGGAGGGUUCGCAGGGCUUCUGCCUGCUCAACAACGUCGCCAUUGGGGCCGCGUACGCGCGUUGCGUCUACCGCCAUCUCAUCCACAAGGUUGCCAUCAUCGAUUUCGAUGUGCACCAUGGAAAUGGCACAGAAGCGAUUGUGAAGAACAUGCGCCCGCGGCCAAAUGUGCCUCCCGAGAAGAGCGCAGCUUACUUCCACGCGGGUCAUCUGAUGAGGAUAACUCACACGCCUGCGCCCAGCUGCAAGCCUUGGCUGGAUCCGGAUGCAGAUGUGGAGAACGUGUUCUUUGCGUCCAUCCAUGGGUUUGGAGCCGGCUUCUACCCAGGCUCGGGGAAGACAGCCGAGAGCACCAAGCCAAGGAUCAUCAACGUGGGCCUGCGCAGAAAUUCUGGCCCUGUGGACUUCCGCAAGGGUAUGAGGUACCGGAUACUUCCCGCGCUGCAGGAGUUUUCGCCCGAUCUGAUUUUCAUUUCCGCUGGCUUUGAUGGCCAUGAGGACGACCUCAUCGGCUGCUGUAGCCUGAGCGAAGAGGACUACGUCUGGGCGACUCAACAGCUGAUGGCAGUGGCCAACCGCUGUUGUCAAGGCCGCUUAAUCUCCGUCUUGGAGGGUGGCUACAACACCCGAGCUGAGGCACUGUCGCCAUUUGCUGCGGCUGUGACUGCUCACGUGAGGACGCUGAUGUUUACCAGCCAGAACUACAACUUUCUCGACUACGAGGCAGAGUUGGCUCCUGGGGAUGAGCGGACCCAGGCAGAACUCACUGAAUCUCUGAAAUUUCAGCGACGGGAAGAGGCCAAGCGCCUGCGUCGGAAGCGAGCCAGAGGCUUCACCGGAGGCCGCCGGCGCGCCAAGAAGGCGAAGGAAGAGGACGACGAGAAAGCCGAACAGGAAGACGAGAAGGUCGAGAAGGCAGAGGAAAAGGCAGUGGCCGAGGACCAGGGCGCACCUGACUCCUCCGCAGUUCCCUCUCCGCCGGAGGCGCUUGACAUGUUCGGCGAGGAUGGUUUCACUGAUGCCGGACGAGCUUCUCCUGGAGUAGAGGAAGCGCCGGCAGAAGGCAUGCUUGAAGCGGCAGAGUUGGGCGCCCCGGCCUCCGAGGCGCCGGAGGCCGCGGAGGCUUCGGAGGUCCCGGAGGCGGCAGAGCCCGCGGAGCCCGCGGAGCCCGCUGAGCCCGCGGAGCCAGAGGCUGCAGAGGCCCAACCUGGCGAGCCAGGGGCCGAAAUGGAAGCCGCUGAGGAGCCGGUAAUGCCCAUGGAGCUGGACCGCGAGACACAGGACCCGGGAGUCACCUCUAGCGCGGAGGACCUUCCACCUGCGGAGGACCAGCAACGCGAGCAGCCGGCGGGCGAGGGCGACGAGGAGGAGGCACAACUCGAUGAUGCCGAGCGCUUGGUGCAGGAGACUGCCGGGCUUCUUCAACAAGUCGGCGCCGAGGAGCUUCCAGAUGCUGAGGAGCCUGAUGAGGGGGAGGAGUCCGACUACCUAGCCGACGCAGUGCCGUGA